ACACCCUCAGCUUCUCCAGAAGAAGGGCCACGAGAGUCAACAAGAUGAAGGUUCUGCUGUGCAGUCUUGUCCUUAGUCUGCUUGUUGCCAGUCAAGGUGAUGCUCAGAUAGACGCCUCUCAGUUCACAGGAAGAUGGUUAACCUAUUACAUGGCAGCCAAUAACAUAGAGAAGAUCACCGAGGGUGCGCCAUUCUACGCUUUCAUGCGUUACAUUGAGUUUGAUGAAGAAAAUGGCACCAUACUGAUGCAUUUUUAUGUCAAGGAGAAUGGAGAAUGCAUAGAAAAAUAUGUCUCAGGCACAAAGGAAGGAAACUUUUAUGCUGUUGACUGUAAGUAUGAACGUUUCACUGGAAAGAGUACAUUCAGGUAG
This is a messenger RNA of Capra hircus (goat), 371 nucleotides long. RefSeq names its product odorant-binding protein-like. The record is from RefSeq and is a predicted model, not a curated record. The transcript is spliced from 3 exons. Lineage: Eukaryota; Metazoa; Chordata; Mammalia; Artiodactyla; Bovidae. The coding region runs from base 45 to 371 and encodes 108 amino acids.